This is a messenger RNA of Ilyonectria robusta, 3090 nucleotides long. RefSeq names its product glycoside hydrolase superfamily. Gene Ontology annotation, biological process: glucan catabolic process. The record is from RefSeq and is a predicted model, not a curated record. NCBI's taxonomy places the organism in Eukaryota, Fungi, Ascomycota, Sordariomycetes, Hypocreales, Nectriaceae. The coding region runs from base 230 to 2866 and encodes 878 amino acids. The transcript has 3 exons. Gene Ontology annotation, molecular function: beta-glucosidase activity.
GUGAUUUAAAGACGCAUUCUGUGGGUUAGAAGCUGUCAACUGUAAACCAUGUGGAUCGACUAUCAAAAACUAGGAACGCUGAGGCCGUUUCGGCAACGGGAUAAGGAUGUUGACGGCUGAAAAGACCUCGCGUGCCGUGGCUGUGUUUCUCGUCUUUCUUUAUUCCCAGCUUGCAUUAGUCGUUUGACACGAGAGUUCUUCUUGCAUCUAUUCUCUUCACUAUUGCAAAAUGGAUGUCGAAGCUCUCAUUCAGCAGUUGACGCUUGAAGAAAAAGUUGCGUUGACAGCCGGGACUGGAUGGUGGCAUACUACGGCAAUUGACCGUCUUUCAAUCCCAUCUAUUCGGCUUUCUGAUGGCCCAAAUGGAGUCCGGGGCACGCACUUCUUCGAUAGCACGCCUUCAGCAUGUCUACCUUGCGGCACGGCUCUAGGAUCAACCUUUGACACCAAUCUCGCUGAGCGUAUUGGCGGCUUGCUAUCAGAUGAGGCGCAUGCCAAAGGUGCUCAUGUCCUUCUCGGCCCUACCAUCAACAUCCAACGAGGACCCCUCGGCGGAAGAGGCUUUGAGUCCGUGUCGGAGGACCCGAUCCUCUCCGGUAUCAUUGCUGGGCACUAUGUCCGCGGUGUCCAAGAGUCUGGAGUGUCUGCCACGUUGAAGCAUUUCGUAUGCAAUGACAUGGAGAGCGAGCGAAUGGCCGUCGAUGCGCUGGUCACCGCGCGUGCCAUGCGAGAGAUUUAUCUGCUGCCCUUCAUGAUUGCCAUCGAGAUGGGACAGCCCCGCGCCAUCAUGACCUCCUACGGCAAGGUCAACGGCUGCCACGCUGCAGAGAACUACCACAUUCUACAAGAGAUCCUGCGGGAUGAGUGGAAGUGGAAGGGUCUGGUCAUGAGCGACUGGUACGGAACAUACAGCACCUCCGAGGCCAUCAACGCCGGCCUGGAUCUUGAGAUGCCCGGACCUACACGAUGGCGCGGAGAGGCUCUCAGCCAUGCUGUGACGGCGAACAAGAUUAAGAAGGCUACCCUCGAUGAGCGGGUGCGCAACGUACUGAAGCUGAUCAAGCACGGUCUUGAGAACACUUCCAUUCCUCCCAACGCUCCGGAGAAGCAGCUCAACACCCCUGAGCACAUUGCUCUCCUACGAGAAGCCGCGGCAAAGUCAAUUGUCCUGUUGAAGAAUGAGCAAAACGUCCUGCCGUUCAACCCCAACAAGAGCGUGGCUGUAAUCGGCCCCAACGCCAACAUUGCAACAUACUGCGGCGGCGGCAGCGCUGGUCUCCGCGCCUACAAGGCCGUUACACCUCUCGAGGGCGUCAAGAGCCUCGCCAGCGACGUCGUCUUUUCUCAGGGCGCCUACGGCCACCAGAUGCUGCCGGUUCUGGGCAAGGCGUUGCGGACCGUGGACGGAAAGCAGGGGUUCUCUCUCCGUUUCUACAACGACCCGCCCAAGGCCAAGGGUAUCACGGGUGCUCGACCGAUGCUGGAAGAGCGGAUCCUUGACGAUACCUACACGUGGUUUGUCGACUAUGAGCACCCCGACCUGGCCGACAUUUGGUACGCCGAGGCCGAGGGCAUCCUGACGCCUGACAAGUCUGGCGAGUGGGAGUUUGGCCUGUCGGUCCACGGAACCGCGGAGCUCUUUAUCAACGGCGAACUAGUGGUUUCCAACAUUGAGAACCAGCGACUCGGAAACAGCUUUGUCGGCUGCGGAACCGUCGAAGAGACUGGCAGCAUCACCCUCGAGGCCGGCAAAGACUACCGCAUCCUCGUGCAAUGGGGCUGCUCCAAGACCAGCAAGCUUAAGGUCUCGGGCAUGGUGGACUUUGGCCAGGGCGGUCUUCGCUUCAGCGGCUGUCCCAAGCUCGACGCCGCCGCCGCCAUCCAGGAGGCUGUCCAGGUUGCCAAGUCUGUCGACCAGGUUGUGCUCUGCGUUGGAACCAGCGGCGAGUGGGAGUGUGAAGGCCAGGACCGCACCACCAUGGUUCUUCCUCCGGGGACCGAUGAGUUGGUGGAAGCUGUGAUUGCCGCCAAUCCCAACACUGCUGUUGUCAUCCAGAGCGGUACUCCCGUCGCUAUGCCGUGGGUUGAUCGUGCCAACACGGUGCUGCAGGCCUGGUUCGGUGGCAACGAGGGUGGAAACGGCAUUGCCGACGUGCUCUUUGGAGCCAUCAAUCCUGCCGGAAAACUUCCCAUUACCAUGCCUCGCCGUUUGGCUGACAACCCCAGUGCUCUGAGCUUCCGUUCUGAGAACGGCCGUGUUCUGUACAGCGAGGAUGUCUAUGUUGGAUAUCGCUGGUUUGAUACGUUGGACAUUACACCUCUGUUUGCCUUUGGGCAUGGUUUGUCUUAUACGUCGUUUGAGUUGUCUGGGCUGGAGGUGACUCAGGACCAAGCCAACGGUCACACCAACGGUCACACAAAUGGUCACAAUGGCCACACAAAUGGUCUGGUCAAUGGUCACUCCGCAGACGAAUCUGAUGCUCUGAUUGUUCACGACGUUGAGCAACUCACUGUCCACGUUCAAGUCGCCAACACCGGCUCCCUCGCUGGUGCCGAGGUCGUCCAAGUCUACGUCAAGCCUGCAGCAUCAACACCAUUAACCAGCUCAGCCAGAGAUACCAUCACGCGUCCGGCCAAAGAGCUCAAGGGCUUUACCAAGGUCCACGUCGAGGCUGGAGCCAGCGAGACAGCUGUGGUUACGCUGGACCUAUUGCGCGCGACCAGCUACUGGAGCGAGCAGAUGGACUGUUGGCACAGCGCUCCUGGGUCGUAUGGGAUUUUGGUCGGGACGAGCAGCCGCGGAACGUUUUUGGAAAAGACUGUCGUUCUGAAGAAGAGCAGGACUUGGAAGGGACUCCGCAAUUGAUUACGAUAUAGACUUGGGAGCAUAUUGGUACAUAGGAUAGGAGGCGUUUGGUAACGGAUAAUGACUUUUAGGAGAGGAGUGAAGUUACAGCGCACUUGAUAUUGUGGUUGCCCCUAAGUUCCAGCGCAUUCAGCAGUCUUAACCCCCAAUCUCCAGCGCACUCAACUGGCGCCCCUAAUCCCCAGCGCAUUUAGCAUGAGCAUUGCAUUCACACACACGAGUAU